Ylistrum balloti is the source of this 2170-nucleotide messenger RNA. RefSeq names its product L-aminoadipate-semialdehyde dehydrogenase-phosphopantetheinyl transferase-like. The coding region runs from base 68 to 979 and encodes 303 amino acids. NCBI's taxonomy places the organism in Eukaryota, Metazoa, Mollusca, Bivalvia, Pectinida, Pectinidae. The transcript has 6 exons. Gene Ontology annotation, cellular component: cytosol. Gene Ontology annotation, molecular function: holo-[acyl-carrier-protein] synthase activity; magnesium ion binding. The record is from RefSeq and is a predicted model, not a curated record.
UACUAAACGGUGGAUUUAAUUUUGAGAUCGACAGAGGAGUUAAUUAUAUAUAGGCAGCAAUGGUGCAAUGCCUGGGAGACAUGUUAGGAUGAGUGUGAGGUGGGCGUUUAACUUCCGGGCGUGGUCCCCGACCGCUGAAGACUGGACACUAUGUAACCAGUGUAUACAACCUGAAGAAACACAUAGGAUCAGCAAGUUUGUGUUCAAGAAAGAUGCCAAGUCUUCCAUGAUUGGACGGUUGAUGAUCAGAAAGGUUGUAUCAGAAUACCUUAACAUUCCAUAUAAGGAGGUGGCUUUAGGGAGAACAGAGAAGGGAAAGCCUUUCAUAGCCAACAGGUCCAAUGUUGAUCAUUUUAGCUUCAAUGUUUCCCACCAGGGGGAUUAUGCUGUCCUUGCAGCACAAGGGAACUGCAUUCUUGGUGUGGAUAUCAUGAAAUUGGAAACACGAACUGAUGUGGCUAGCUUCUUCAAAACAAUGAGGAGACAAUUCACUAAUGAGGAAUGGAGGGUUAUCCAAUCACCCGCCACUGACAAGGAAAAACUCAGACUGUUCUUCAGACUCUGGUGCUUGAAGGAAAGUUAUGUGAAAGCACUGGGUGUAGGCAUUGGAUUUGAGGUUGGCAGAUUGAACUUUGACCUUACAACUCGAAAUAUAGACUCUAAUGUUACUACAGAUACCACAUUGAAAAUAGAUGGGACACCAAUGUCAGAAUGGGCUUUUGAGGAACAGUUGCUAGGCAACCAUUGUGUUGCAGUAGCUGUAAACAAAAAUAGUAGAACAUCCCUAGAAAACAUGGAAAACAAGAAGAUAGCGACAGAAUUGCUGUCUUCUGCUGGAGAGUUCAAGGUGCUAGAUAUUAAAGAUAUUAUCAAAAAUGUUGAGCCUCUUUCAGAACCAGAUAUGUCAUUUUGGGAGAACUUUCAGCCAAAAGCAGAAGACCCUAGUCAGUGGAAAAGUAAACAAGCACAGAAGUCGUGACAAAAUUCCAGCAUACAUAUGUUAUUCCAGUGCCUCGUCAUAACAUCAUAGAUUGUUUAUAGAUCUGAGUAAUACUAAGAUCAAGAACAAGUAUUGCAUGUAGCUGCACUGAAUCAAAGAACUUGAGGUGUGAAAAUUUUCAACAAAUUAUGUUUGAGAAGCUGUUUAGGAAAAACUUAUCAACACUGUUUAAAUUACUGCUACUUUCGGUUUCGGAUCUUCUGUUUGGCAAACUAGGCUAAGAUACACAAUUCUUUAAGAUAACAGCGAGGAAAAUAGUCCUCAAGUUGAUUGUCAUAUUAAUCAGAAUAUUUCAAGGCAAAAACAGAGGCAAAGUCACAAACAAAGUAAUUUGAUUGGUGUAGAGCAGGUUUCAAGACAAAAAAAUCUGACCCAUCACCAACUGAUAUAGUCCUUUGAAGAUUACAAAAGAGUGACACCCAUCUUCAAAGCCAGUACGGUAUAUGGUUAUGGGAGAUGGAGAUUCCUUUGAUAUAUAUCAAAGAAUCAAGCUAGACAUUUCGUCUUAACAAGGUGACACAUACAGAACCUUACAUUUUGUCAUGAAAUGUUCCAGAGGUGUAGAGAGCGAAGGUGAUUGUAACCCCUGGAGUAUCUAAUAUGGAAUUUGUGCUAAUAAACUGAUAAUUACAUUUGAUACCAUAUGGCAGGUUAUUUUCAUAGGGAUAUUUUUCACUAUUCUAUGGUACAUUAAAAUGAUCAUUAAAAUUUAAUGUAUGAAAUAACGAGAUACAUGAAUUGUAUUACACAUGAUGAAUAAAAAUAAUUUAUUUGUUUUAAAAGAAAUCGUUAAAAUUUUGACCUGUGAAAAUUACAGACUGUACAGUAUUCAAAUAUGUUUGAAAGGGAACAUUUGCAACUGAAUAACCUUAUAACAUCACUCACUCUGACUUUAUAGUUACGUUGAGCUAAAACAUUUUGGUUUCGUUAUUUUCUGUUGAUGUUCAGUGUUUUGUGUUAGCAAAGCUGUCUUUAAGAGAUGAGAAAUAGUCCUAGCAUUAUUAUGUAAUUAUUGCUUGUGACUAUUUUGUGAUUUAUGUUGUUGACACAUGCUGGUUAAAAGUAACAGUAGUUUGAUGUCAUCAAGUGAUUUGUAGAAUCAUCAUUAAAAUUACUGCAGUGAUGAAAACAGUGUUAUAAAUAUUCUUUUAUUUUCUUUAAAAAUCAUUU